This is a messenger RNA of Bombina bombina (fire-bellied toad), 1847 nucleotides long. RefSeq names its product glutamic-oxaloacetic transaminase 2 (gene GOT2). The transcript is spliced from 10 exons. The coding region runs from base 60 to 1343 and encodes 427 amino acids. Gene Ontology annotation, cellular component: mitochondrion. The record is from RefSeq and is a predicted model, not a curated record. Gene Ontology annotation, molecular function: pyridoxal phosphate binding; L-aspartate:2-oxoglutarate transaminase activity. NCBI's taxonomy places the organism in Eukaryota, Metazoa, Chordata, Amphibia, Anura, Bombinatoridae. Gene Ontology annotation, biological process: L-aspartate catabolic process; biosynthetic process.
UGUGUCACUUUAUUAACCUGUCUUUGCUCAGUCGUGCUCCUCUCUUUCCUCCUGCAAACAUGGCUCUGCUACAGUCUCGUUUGGUGGCCGCUGUAUUUCGCUGCCAGCCUGCAGCUGUCACCCUGCAGAACAGAGCCAGCUCUUGGUGGUCCCAUGUCGAGAUGGGCCCUGCUGACCCUAUCUUGGGUGUGACAGAGGCAUACAGACGAGAUACUAACUCCAAGAAGAUGAACCUUGGUGUGGGGGCAUACAGGGAUGACAAUGGCAAACCUUAUGUCCUGAACAGUGUACGCAAGGCUGAGGCACUUAUGGCAGCAAAGAAUCUGGACAAAGAAUACCUCCCAAUUGGUGGUCUUGCAGAAUUUGCCCGAGCUUCAGCUCAGUUAGCACUGGGAGAGAACAGUGAGACUAUUCAGAGUGGACGGUAUAUAACUGUACAGACCAUCUCUGGAACAGGAUCACUGCGUAUUGGUGGCAACUUCCUGCAAAGGUUCUACAAGCACAGCCGUGAUGUUUACCUGCCCAAACCAUCUUGGGGGAAUCAUACCCCAAUAUUUCGGGAUGCUGGACUUGAACUGAAGGGUUAUCGAUAUUAUGAUCCCAAAACAUGCGGUUUUGAUUUUGCAGGUGCUCUGGAUGAUAUCUCGAAAAUGCCAGAGCAGAGCAUCAUCCUGUUCCAUGCUUGCGCUCACAACCCCACCGGUGUAGACCCCAAACCAGAACAGUGGAAAGAGCUGGCAUCUGUUGUCAAGAGCCGCCGCCUCUUUCCAUUCUUUGAUAUGGCAUAUCAAGGCUUUGCCAGUGGAGACACUGAUCGUGAUGCCUGGGCUGUGCGCUACUUCAUCGAGCAGGGACUAAAUCUGGUUUUGUCACAAUCUUAUGCCAAGAAUAUGGGAUUGUAUGGUGAACGUGUGGGUGCAUUCACUGUGGUAUGCAGUGAUGUGGAUGAAGCAAAAAGAGUUGAAUCCCAGUUGAAGAUCUUGAUCCGUCCUAUGUAUUCCAAUCCUCCAAUCAAUGGAGCUCGGAUAGCCGCUUCUAUACUAACACAGCCUGAUCUGCGUAGUGAAUGGCUGCAGGAGGUGAAGAGUAUGGCCAACCGGAUCAUCAGCAUGCGAGAACAGCUGGUGUCCAACUUGAAGAAGGAAGGAUCUAUCCACAAUUGGCAACAUAUUAGUGACCAGAUUGGCAUGUUCUGCUUCACUGGGCUACGUCCAGAGCAGGUGGAACGUCUCAUAAAGGAAUUCUCAGUCUACAUGACCAAGGAUGGUCGUAUCUCUGUGGCUGGAGUAACUUCAGGGAAUGUUGGUUACCUUGCCCAUGCCAUUCACCAAGUCUCAAAAUGAGCUAGUCUGACACUUGUGGUGAACUCCACCGGCACCUUCAAAGGAAAAAAUAGCACUUAACUUGUCCCCAAACCUGCUUACCCAUUGAUACCUCUUAGAAGUAAUAGAGAAAUCUAGUGCAGUCAACUCUUAAAUCCUUCCAUGAAGAAUUUUUAGUAUGUCUAAUAAAUACAGUUUCCACUUAUUAGUGUUUAACACAGCCCUCCCAUAUGAAAUUGACUGUUGUAAUGGUUGUGUUAGAAUGUAGUGCUGGAGCCUUGCAGUGAGUAACUUGUAGAGGGAACACACCAUUUCAGACUUUUGCUACAUCCCAUAUCUGUCCCUUUUUACUGGUUUACAACAAAUUGCUUUGGAAAUAAAUGUUGCCCCGUUCUAACCAAAUGGUUUACCAUUUUUGGCUGCCUUCAUGUAAUAUCUAAGAAUGUCGGUGCUGGCGUUGGGCAGAAUGUCUGUCUGAAAUAUUCAUUUGAAUGUAUUUUGGAUUCAAUAAAAUUCAUAUGGGAA